GGGAUCUGAAGCCUCGCGUGAAAAGAAAAGAAUGAGAUGAUUCAUGGUGAUGGCUUGCAGGGUCAUAAAUAAAAGAAGGCACAUGGGACUUCAACAACUUUCAUCAUUUGCAGGAACAGGAAGAACUUUCCUAGGCCCAUUAAAAUCAUCGAAAUUUAUUAUAGAUGCAGAGUGUCAUGAAAGUGUGUUAAUCAGUUCAACAGUAAGGCUUCUCGAAAGUUUGGAUUUAACCAGCGCAGUGGGACAACUUCUCAAUGAAGCAGUUCAAGCACAAAAUAACACAUAUAAAACUGGAACUAGUACUCUUCUGUUCCUUGUUGGUGCAUGGAGCAGUGCUGCUGAAGAAUGUCUCCAUUUAGGUGUCCCCAUUUCAUUAAUAGUGUCUGCAAUGUCAGAAGGCCUGAACUCUUGCAUUGAAGAGGUAGUUUCCCUUCAAGUACCUAUCCACAAUGUAUUUGACUAUAUAGACAGCACAAAGACAUUUUCUGGACUUGAAACAUUUAGUGGCAGUUUGUGCCCUUUUCUACAAAUCCCUUCAGAUACUGGUUUACAGAAAGAGCAUGAUCUCAAAGAUGUUGCCUCUCCAUCACUGACCAUUUGCAAUCUUUCUGGGAUACCUGUUAAAUCACCUAAACUCUUUAGACCUCAGGCUGAAGUUGAAGCAGAUAAAAACACAUUACAAAAUUCUCAAACUCUGAAAAACAGUCUGCUCACAGGCAACCAUCAUAGAAAGUCAAUACUAAUCCACAGUAGGCAUUUUAAUAGGACAGAUAAUAAUCAGUGGAUAAACAAACCAGAUGGAUUUCUAGAACAACAUGGUGCAGCUUCUCCCAGUACUUACAGAUGUAAUGAUUUGGUAGAGUUGGAGAUGGGUUUAAGUCACGGAGAUCACAACAGCAUGAAAUUAGUAGAUGAAGCAGUACGGCUGCAGUAUCAGAAUGCAAGUAUGCAGCAAGGCAACUGUACGAUGCCAUUUAGGUUUGACAUUUCAAGACUCUUCACUUGCUGUUUACCAGGUGUACCUGAAACUUUCUCUUGUGUCUGCCCAGGAUUUAUCACUGUAGUAUCAAUAUCUAAUUCUGCUCUGAUUAAGGAAUUACAGAAUCAGCCUCUCCGGAUUAUUCUCAUUGAGGGUGACCUCACAGAGAAUUUUCGCCACCUGGGAUUUAACAAGGCUACAAAUAUUAACACAGUACUGGAAAGCAUGAAGGUUCAACAAGACAGCUCAGAAGAACUGUGGACAAAUUAUGUAUUACAGGUACUAAUUAAGUUCAAUGUGAACCUUGUCCUGGUACAAGGAAAUGUGUCUGAACACUUAAUUGAAAAGUGCAUACCCAAUAAGCAGUUGGUACUUGGGCCAGUGAAUAGCAGUGUGAUGCAGGCUUUUGCAGAAGCUUCAGGAGCAGUACAGGUGACCUAUAUCACACAAGUGAAUGAAAACUGUGUGGGCAGUGGGGUCUACGUGACCUUCUGGAGAAGUAUUCCUUCGGAUGUCAUGGGUAGAAUCAAUAUAAUCACAGUCGUGAUAAAAAUAGAAGGAAUUAAUUUGGUUACAGUAGUGCUCACUAGCCCAGUCACUGCACAGAUGCAAUCCAAAGAAGACAGGUUCUGGGCUUGUGCCUAUCGUCUGUAUUAUGCUCUAAAAGAGCAAAAGGUCUUCCUUGGAGGUGGGGCAGUUGAAUUUUUGUGUCUUAGCCAUCUUCAAAUUCUUGCAGAGCAAUCACUGAGUAAACGAAACCACGUCUGUUCAGGAUGGCUUCAUAAUACUUCCUCUUGGCUGGCCUCAUCUCUGGCACUAUACAGAUCAACUGUGCUUAAAUGCCUGGCAAACGGAUGGCACAAAUACCUUUCAACUCUCGUAUAUAACACAGCCAAUUGCUCAUCAGAAUUUGAAGCCAGCACAUUCAUUCAACAGCAUCUACAAAAUGCCACAGACUCUGGCUCUCCUUCAUCUUACAUCUUGAAUGAAUAUAGUAAACUAAAUAGUGGAAUUUUUAAUUCAGGCAUUUCAAAUAAACUGGAACAGAUUCCAAGCAUUUAUGACGUUGUUAUACCAAAGAUUGAGGCAUGGCGCCGAGCUUUGGAUUUAGUACUCUUAGUACUUCAGACAGACAGUGAAAUUAUUACUGGACUUGGACACACACGGUUAAAUUCACAGGAAACAGAGGGCUUUUUAUUUUUGUAGUGUUAUUGGCUAAGUCUUUGGAAAAUAAUAUUUUGUUAUAUAUCAUGCUAAUAAUAAAUUUCCUAGUAGCUAAGUCA
This is a messenger RNA of Neomonachus schauinslandi (Hawaiian monk seal), 2262 nucleotides long. It is a transcript of the gene BBS12, whose product is annotated as Bardet-Biedl syndrome 12. Gene Ontology annotation, molecular function: ATP binding. Lineage: Eukaryota; Metazoa; Chordata; Mammalia; Carnivora; Phocidae. Gene Ontology annotation, biological process: photoreceptor cell maintenance; chaperone-mediated protein complex assembly. The coding region runs from base 44 to 2185 and encodes 713 amino acids. The transcript is spliced from 2 exons. The record is from RefSeq and is a predicted model, not a curated record.